AUGGCCACCCCGCCUCCCGAGGCUGCCCCUCCCCUCAAGGAGGAGAAGCCUCAGCUUCCGCCGUCCCCAGCCGGAGCUUCCGCGCCCGACCAGGUGCACCCUAGCGGUCAAAAUGCCGGAACGGACUUGAAGACGGAAUCUACCGCGUCUGCUCCCGCACUUGCACCCGCGACCGAUAAUGAUGCCCCCAAGACCAACGGCCAUUCGCCCAGCGUGCCCCCCAAGACGAACGGUGCCAGCGCAGCUGCGUCUCCCCCAAAAUCCCUUGCGUCGGUCUCGACCGAGCCAAAGCCGAAUGCCGAGCCAUCAGAACAUAAUGAAAUUAAGAAGCCGGAGGAGACACCCGCUCCAGCUGAACCGCAGCCCGCUGCGCCCUCAGUAGCUGAGAGCACUCCUGCUGACAACAUUGUCCCUCCCGCGGAUGUUUCCACAAGUCACUCGACGGAUGGCCAUGCCGCAGGUUCAGUGAAUGGUGGAGUGAAAGAAGCGACUAGCGGUCCUGCCCUCAACGCAGUGAACGGUGGAAUGAAUGCAGGUGAAACCGAUGCUGGUGAUGAUAAAAUGGCUAUUGACUCUCCUAAUCUCUCUUCCGCGGUAACUCAACUUCCUCACCAUCCAACCACCGAUAUCUCUACCACCAGCCUUCCUCAGAACACCGAUACUGAGAUGAAGGACGCACCUAGCGCUCCAAUGUCUCCAUCCAAGCAAUCCCGUCAACGCGAGGCCGACCCUGCUGAGGAGCCGGCCUCCAAGCGCACCAAGGUCGAAAACGAAGGAUCCGCAGCCGUCAACAUCAAGCUUCCUGAAGUUCCUUCCGCCUCCGCUGAGACAUCCCGAUCGAAGCCCACUGGCGGCGAGGCCCGCAUCACCAAGAUGCAGCAAAAGUUCAUUCAAAAGUCUCUCACAAGCCUGAAGCGCAUGCACGACUCUCGAUUCUACCGGGAACCGGUCGACUACAUCAAGUUGAACAUUCCCAACUAUCCCUCGGUCAUCACCAAACCCAUGGAUCUCGGUACCAUCGAACGGAAGCUCAAGGCCAAUGAGUAUCCGACUGCGCAGGCAGUUUUCGACGAUUUCGAUCUGAUGGUCGCCAACUCGCUGCGAUUCAACGGGGCCGACCACCUGGUGUACCAGGAAGGCGAGAAGCUCAAGCACACGUUCCAUAAGCAGAUGACCAACCUGCCCAAGGAGGACGAAGUUGAGGAGAAGAAGCCCAAGAAAACCGCGGAGAAGACGUCUGCUGCCCGACGGGAGCCUCGCACAUCUCUCGGCAGCACGACCGCCAAAGCGGCCUCUCCCCAAGCCACCACCUUUGCGCUGGGCCCGGAAGGUCUUCCAGUCAUCCGACGAGACUCGACGAAUCCCGAUGGCCGGCCCAAGCGAUCCAUCCACCCUCCCAAGCGCGAUCUUCCUUAUGCUUCUAAGCCCAAGAAGAAGAAGUACCAGUGGGAGCUCCGCUUCUGCCAGGAAACGAUUGAGGAGCUGUUCAAACCAAAGCAUCAAAUCAAUGCCAUUCCUUUCUAUGCUCCGGUGGAUCCCGUCGCACUCAACAUUCCCACCUACCACAGCAUCAUCAAGAAGCCGAUGGACAUGGGUACCAUCAAGAGCAAGCUUACCACCGGCCAAUAUGAGAACUCGAAGGAGUUUGAAGCCGAUGUGCGUCUCAUGUUCAAGAACUGCUACCGAUUCAACCUUCCCGGUGAUCCUACCUACCUGGCCGGCAAGCAGCUUGAAGAGGUUUUCGACCAAAAGUGGCAACACAAGCAGGAAUACCUUGAUCGUCACGAGCCUCACCCUGAACACAACUCUGAUUCUUCCGAUGAUGACAGUGAUGAUGGGGAGAGCGACGAAGACGACAACGAGCAGCUCACGGAGCUGCAACGAAAGAUCGCGGAGAUGUCUCGCCAGGUCGAGAUGAUCACCCAAAAGAAGAUGAAGACCCCUCCGGCCAGCAAGAAGUCCGGCAGCAAGGCGAAGGGGACCAAGAAGGAGCCCAAGAAGAGCGGCUCGAAGAAGGAGAAGAAGUCGACGAAGGCUGCUGCCAAGCCUGAGAAGACUCGUUUCGUCUCCUACAAUGAGAAGCAAAUGAUCUCCAAUGGGAUCAGUACCCUUCCUGAUAAAAAGAUGCAACAAGCCCUCCAAAUCAUCCAGAACAAUGUCCCUAAUCUCAAGGUAUAUAUAUCACAAACCCAAAUGACCGUUUUCCGUCGAGGAAGGUUGACCACAUUCGCUCACCACCGUUCUACGUUUAAGGGAGCCCAAGAGGCUGAAAUCGAGCUCGACAUCGACGAACUUCCGAACGACGUCCUUUUGCUACUGCUCAAAUUCGUCAAGAAGCACGCCCCGAACCUCGAAGACGACGAAGAGGACGUCCCGAUGAACAACAACGUCUCAGCCGCCAAGCCCAAGAAGAACAAGCCUAUGAGCAAGUUCGAACAGGAAGCGCAGAUUAACAUGCUCGAGAGCAAUUUGUCUCGCUUCCAGGGUGGUCACGGUGGCUCGCCUGACCCGAUGCCCUCUGUUGAGGCCAACGAGUCAAGCGAGGAUGAGUCGGAUGAUGAUUCAGAGGAGAGCGAAGAAGAGUAG
This is a messenger RNA of Penicillium argentinense, 2586 nucleotides long. RefSeq names its product putative transcription regulator BDF1. The transcript is spliced from 2 exons. Lineage: Eukaryota; Fungi; Ascomycota; Eurotiomycetes; Eurotiales; Aspergillaceae. The record is from RefSeq and is a predicted model, not a curated record. Gene Ontology annotation, biological process: regulation of DNA-templated transcription; chromatin remodeling. Gene Ontology annotation, cellular component: nucleus; chromatin. The coding region runs from base 1 to 2586 and encodes 861 amino acids.